Polychytrium aggregatum is the source of this 708-nucleotide messenger RNA. RefSeq names its product Sel1 repeat protein. Bases 1 to 708 code for a protein of 235 amino acids. The transcript has 2 exons. NCBI's taxonomy places the organism in Eukaryota, Fungi, Chytridiomycota, Chytridiomycetes, Polychytriales. The record is from RefSeq and is a predicted model, not a curated record. Gene Ontology annotation, molecular function: protein binding.
AUGGAACGAUCCAAGAGGCAAAGCGUCCUCCAGCAAAUCUUCCGCUUUCUGGAGAAUGCAGCCAAAGGUGGCCAUUCAAGGGCCCAGUACGACCUCGCUGGGUUUUAUCUCAACGGAAUUGAAGUCGACAAAGAUCACACUAAGGCCGCGGAGCUAUACCGUGGUCCUGCAGAUCGUGGAAUUCCUCGGGCUCAGGUAGCUCUUGGCCGAUGCUACGAGAUCGGCGAAGGUGUCGAACAAAGCUACGACACGGCCAUUGAGUGGUAUUCCAAGGCCGCAGAUCAGGCCAACGAAGACGGUCGACUCCACAUCUUGUGGAUCGGAAUUUGCUACUCCUUUGGCGGGGGAGUAUCGAAGGACCACAAGAAGGCAUUCGAGUGGUUCAGCAGGUCGGCUGACCAAGGCAACUCGUACGGCCAGUGGUGGGUUGGUAAUUGCUAUCUCUGUGGACGUGGAGUUACCGAGGACAAACACAAGGCAGUCGAGUGGUUCCUCAAGUCGGCCGAACAGGGCAAUCGAUACGGACAACAUUAUCUCGGCGACUGCUACAGAUAUGGUGAAGGUGUCCCCAAGAACAUUGACACCACCGUUUUCUGGUGGCGCAAGUCCGCCGACCAGGGUUUCCAAGAUGCCAUCUACAGACUCAAAGAACUCGGAAGGUUGGAAGGUCCUGAUCCCCAAGGGCCUCCGAAAUGCCAAAUCCAAUAG